Messenger RNA from Aspergillus chevalieri, 1182 nucleotides. Its product is annotated as YchF/Obg family ATPase. The transcript has 4 exons. Gene Ontology annotation, cellular component: cytoplasm. Gene Ontology annotation, molecular function: ATP hydrolysis activity; GTP binding; ATP binding. The coding region runs from base 1 to 1182 and encodes 393 amino acids. The record is from RefSeq and is a predicted model, not a curated record. NCBI's taxonomy places the organism in Eukaryota, Fungi, Ascomycota, Eurotiomycetes, Eurotiales, Aspergillaceae.
AUGCCCCCGAAGAAGGCCCCCGUGCAAGAAAAGGUCCUGCUGGGCCGACCUGGUAACAACCUGAAGAGUGGUAUCGUUGGUCUCGCCAACGUCGGCAAGUCCACGCUCUUCCAGGCCAUCACCAAGUCGUCGCUGGGUAACCCCGCCAACUUCCCCUAUGCCACCAUCAACCCUGAAGAAGCCCGUGUCAUCGUCCCCGAUGAGCGCUUCGACUGGCUCUGCUCCCACUACAAGCCCAAGUCCGAGGUCCCCGCCAACUUGACUGUGUAUGAUAUUGCCGGUCUGACCCGUGGUGCCUCGACUGGUGCCGGUCUGGGUAACUCCUUCUUGUCGCACAUCCGUGCCGUCGAUGCCAUCUUCCAGGUCGUUCGGUGCUUCGAUGAUGCUGAGAUUAUUCACGUUGAGGGUGACGUCGACCCCGUUCGGGAUUUAACUAUCAUCAACGAGGAACUGCGGAUCAAGGAUAUUGAGUUUGUCGAGAAGGCGCUUGAGAAUCUGAAGAAGCAGACCCGUCGUGGUGGUCAGACUUUGGAGAUGAAGAAGCUCAGGGAGGAGGAGGCCACCGUGGCCCGAGUGCUUGAGUGGUUGCAGGAGGGUCAUGAUGUCCGCAAGGGUGACUGGGGCCCGAAAGAGGUCGAGGUCAUCAACCCUCUCUUCCUUCUCACUGCCAAGCCCGUCGUCUAUCUCGUCAACCUUAGCGAGAAGGACUACAUUCGCCAGAAGAACAAGUACCUUCCCAAGGUGUUCGAAUGGAUCAAGGAGAACUCUCCCGGUCCUCUGAUCCCCAUCUCUGCUUCGUUUGAGGAGCGCCUGGCUCUCAUGUCUGAUGACGCCGCCGCUGAGGAGGAGUGCAAGAAGCUUAACACCAAGUCUGGUCUUCCCAAGGUCAUUACUACUAUGCGUCAGGCUUUGAACCUGUCCAGUUUCUUCACCACUGGUGCGGAUGAAGUCCGCCAGUGGACUAUCCGAAAGGGUAUCAAGGCACCAGCUGCCGCCGGUGUCAUUCACACUGACUUUGAAAAGACUUUCAUCCAGGCUGUUGUCUACAACUACACCACUCUGCGUGAGUACGGUGAUGAAGGUGCCGUCAAGGCUGCCGGAAAGAUUAUGACCAAGGGCAAGGAUUACGCCGUAGAGGAUGGUGAUAUCUUGCUCAUCAAGGCCGGUGCUGCCAAGGGUUAA